This is a messenger RNA of Orcinus orca (killer whale), 5832 nucleotides long. It is a transcript of the gene DNAJC16, whose product is annotated as DnaJ heat shock protein family (Hsp40) member C16. The record is from RefSeq and is a predicted model, not a curated record. The coding region runs from base 302 to 2641 and encodes 779 amino acids. NCBI's taxonomy places the organism in Eukaryota, Metazoa, Chordata, Mammalia, Artiodactyla, Delphinidae. The transcript has 15 exons.
AGCCGGAGCAGGAGCCUCGUUCCUAUGACAACCGCGCCAGGUCCACGCGCAGACGGCGGGUAGCAAGGGUCAAAACAGAUUUUCAAAGUUGAAGCCCUAGAACUGUUCAGUCCGCGCCUUUGGUGCGCCGGGCCUUUAAGUGUCACGUGACUGCCCUCCGGCUCGUCCCUCCUCUUUCCCCUCCCCAGGCCCCGGCGAGCGCUGGUGUGGACCGGAGGCUCUCGGCCCCGCGGAGUAACUGGAGCACGGACGUUGCAGCCGGUUAGGACGGUGCCCUUUCCAGCUCUGGAAAGGAAGAGAAAUGGAAGUGAAAAAGUUGAGCAUUUCCUGGCAGUUCUUGAUAGUUCUGGUUCUGAUCCUGCAAAUUCUGUCUGCGUUGGAUUUUGACCCAUACAGAGUCCUAGGGGUCAGCCGAACAGCCAGUCAGGCUGAUAUUAAAAAGGCUUAUAAGAAGCUCGCCCGGGAAUGGCAUCCUGACAAAAACAAAGAUCCUGGAGCAGAAGACAAGUUCAUUCAGAUUAGCAAAGCUUACGAGAUUCUUUCCAAUGAAGAAAAGAGAUCACAUUAUGACCACUAUGGAGAUGCCGGGGAGAACCAGGGCCACCAGAAGCAGCAGCGAGAGUAUCGCUUCCGCCAUUUCCAUGAGAAUUUUUAUUUUGAUGAACCAUUUUUUCACUUCCCUUUUAAUUCUGAACGGCGAGACUCAAUUGAUGAAAAGUAUUUAUUGCACUUUUCACAUUAUGUGAACGAAGUGGUUCCAGAUAGCUUCAAGAAACCCUACCUCAUUAAGAUCACCUCAGAUUGGUGCUUUAGCUGUAUCCAUAUUGAGCCUGUUUGGAAGGAAGUAGUUCAAGAACUGGAAGGGUUGGGCGUAGGAAUCGGCGUGGUCCACGCUGGCUACGAGAGACGCCUGGCCCAUCACCUGGGAGCACACAGCACACCAGCUAUCCUAGGAAUCAUAAAUGGGAAAAUCUCCUUCUUCCAUAAUGCAGUUGUCCGUGAGAACCUGCGACAGUUUGUAGAGAGUCUUCUUCCAGGGAACUUGGUGGAGAAAGUUACAAGUAAAAAUUAUGUCAGAUUCCUCUCUGGCUGGCAGCAAGAGAAUAAACCGCAUGUCCUUCUGUUUGACCAAAUGCCCGUUGUACCACUGCUCUACAAGUUGACUGCUUUCGCAUAUAAAGAUUAUUUGUCAUUUGGAUACGUGUACGUCGGUUUGAGAGGGGCGGAAGAGAUGACGAGGCAAUACAACGUCAACGUCUAUACCCCCACCAUCCUGAUCUUUAAAGAACACAUACACAAGCCUGCAGAUGUUAUCCAGGCCCGAGGUAUGAAGAAACAGGUCAUUGAUGACUUUAUCACCCAAAACAAGCAUCUGUUGGCAGCCAGGCUCACCAGCCAGAAGUUGUUCCAUGAACUCUGCCCCGUGAAACGGUCUCACCGACAGAGGAAGUACUGUGUGGUUCUACUGACCGCGGAGGCUACCAAGCUGACUAAACCCUUCGAGGCUUUCCUGUCCUUUGCUCUGGCAAACACGCAGGACACAGUGAGGUUCGUGCACGUCUACAGCAAUCGGCAGCAGGAGUUUGCCAACACCUUACUGCCAGACAGCGACGCCUUUCAAGGAAAAUCAGCGGUGUCUAUCUUAGAAAGGCGCAACACAGCAGGGAGGGUGGUGUAUAAAACCCUGGAGGAUCCCUGGACCGGGAGUGAGAGCGAUAAAUUCAUCCUUUUGGGUUAUCUUGACCAACUGCGGAAAGACCCAGCUCUUCUGUCCUCGGAAGCUGUGCUCCCCGACUUGACCGAUGAACUUGCCCCUAUUUUUCUCCUUCGGUGGCUCUAUUCUGCUUCUGACUACAUCUCAGACUCUUGGGACGGCAUAUUUCACAGCAACUGGCGGGAAAUGAUGCCCCUUCUGUCCCUGGUCUUCUCUGCUCUCUUCAUCCUCUUCGGCACCGUCAUCAUCCAGGCUUUCAGUGACUCAAAUGAGGAGCGAGAGUCAAGCCCUCCAGACAAAGAGGAAGCCCACGAGAAGACCGGGAGGACAGAGCCAAGCUUCACCAAGGAGCCCAGCAGCAAGAUUCCUAAAAAAGGCUUUGUGGAGGUGACCGAGCUCACAGAUGUAACAUACACCAGUAACUUGGUACGCCUGAGGCCAGGCCACAUGAACGUGGUCCUCAUCCUGUCAAAUUCCACCAAGACCAGCCUGCUGCAGAAGUUCGCUUUGGAGGUCUACACGUUCACUGGGAGCAGCUGCCUGCACUUUUCCUUCCUGAGUCUAGAUAAACACAGAGAAUGGCUGGAAUACUUACUAGAAUUUGCUCAAGAUGUGGCCCCGAUCCCAAACCAAUACGACAAGCAUUUCAUGGAACGCGACUACACGGGCUAUGUACUGGCUCUGAAUGGCCACAAGAAAUACUUCUGCCUCUUCAAGCCCCAAAAAACAGUCGAAGAGGAGGAAGCCAUGGGGUCGUGCAGUGACCUUGACUCUUCCCUCCAUCUGGGUGAAUCUCGAGGGAAAUCUUCUGGCCUUGGAUCCAGGCCCAUCAAAGGAAAGUUGAGCAAGUUGUCCUUAUGGAUGGAACGGCUGCUGGAAGGCUCCUUACAGAGGUUUUAUAUCCCGUCAUGGCCUGAACUAGACUGAGAAUUUCUAAAAGAGGCUCGAACUCUUCAGACUUUUUAACAGGCCCCUGUGAACAGGUAUUUUCAGGACUCAAACUAUCACAAUGGACAGAGUAUAGAUUUUAGAUUAUUCUUCCAGAACAGUGGCUAGAAGAAUCUUUCCUUUGUCCUGUUCUAACCUAGGAGUGAAAAACACCAAACGCUGAAUUCCCCAGAUCUGAAUACUUUCCUUUGGGUCUUUUUUCCUCAUUUGAAUGCCACACUAUUUAAAAUAGACUGCUCAUUCCCUCUUCCUUUGUCGCCCCGCCCCGUGCUCGCCCCCCACCUCCCCUGUCCUGUCUCUGUGCUGUGGGACAAGCACAGGGCUGGACCCUGCAGCAGAGCCUGGGGGGACCUCGCGAGCCUGGUGUGCCGGUCGGUCCAUCUGACCCCCGCCCCGCCUCGGCCGUGCUUCUGCCGCGGUGCAUGCUGUAACGGUGGGACAAGCCACCGCAGCUUCUGGGCCCUGUGUCUCAAAAGAGGCCUAGUUCCAAGCGAUCUUACAUUAGUGGUUUUUUUGGUAGUAAAUGGCUAAAAGUAUAUUUGGGGGGUAUCCUCCUACAACAGCUUGUCAGCCACGGUUUUAAAAGGUUAGGACUGCGUGGGGGUUUCUGCACGUCUGUUUGGUUUUCUUCCCGAGACUAGAGAAGGGAGGGCUGGGCAGUGCCUGAGCGAUGCCUUCUUGAGCAUCCCAUCAGCCCCCUCCCAAACACUAAGAGUAGCUGGGGAGGGAUCCGCGUGGCAAGAAGUACUGUAAUGACCUUGAGCCAUUUACCUGUAUGUUUUCAGAUGCCUUUCUGCCUCUGUCAGUUUUAGGGUGUGGAUAUUAGGAGCCAUAACUUGCAAUCUUGCUCUCUGAACGUAGAGGUAAGCUGCUAUAAGCCAGUAGAUGUUAAACUGACGACACGUCAUUCCUGCCGUGAGUCAGGCUCAAGGAACCUCUUCCCUACAGUGAUGUCUCUUUAGUAAACUAUCAGACAUAUCUUUGUAUCAAGGAACUUAAAAUUUCUCAGCAAUUGUAUUUUGAAUACUGUUACCCCAAAAGUGCUGUAUCUUCAAGUCCUCUUUGGUGACAAGUGAGCCAAGACACGUUCUAGGCUUCCGUUUUGCUCACUUUGAGCUUCUGGCCUAUAUUUUGAUGUCUCAUCUUAAUUGUUUUCACUCUUAAGUUACAACUGCUUCACCAGUAACAGGGUCAGACCUGUCAUCAGCACCCCAGCUCGCUGAACUCCAGUGAACGAUGGACCCCAGGCGGGGCCCUACCAGCCAGUCAAGAGAGCUUACCUUUUCUUUUUAGAGCACACCACCAGUGGAGUUUGGACAACCUCAAAGAGUUCAAAUGUCAAAACAAGUUGCCUUUUUGUAAAGUGAAGGGUCAAAAUCAGUGAUGGGACAAAAUAGGUUAAUAUUUUCUUUAAUCGUAAUUGCUUUAAGCUAAGCCAUUUGGAUUGAGCUACAGUGGCAAGUAACAAAUUAUUUGAGCCCAGAAAUCCCUAGUUUUCAUGGAAUCUAUAGCUUUAUUUAAAAAAAUAAAUCACUGCCAGGCUUUAUUUUUCCACAUGAUCCUCUAAAAGUGGGUGUUUAUUCUUAUUGCCAUAUCUCAUGGCAUCUGGCCCAGGUAGAACUGAUCAAGGAAUUCAUUUUUGGCUCUGUGAUGCACCAAGUCCUCAGAAUUAUUUUCUGCAUCUCUUGUGGCCAAGUUGCUUAUACGAGUAGUGUUUUGGUUCAGUGGUAGGUUUUUAUUUUUUUAAUUUCUGGUACUAAUGGGAUUCCUGACCUUAAUUUCUGAAAACCAAAAACACCCCAGAUUCGUUCACUUUAAAAAAUUGUGGGCUUCCCUGGUGGUGCAGUGGUUGAGAGUCCGCCUGCCGAUGCAGGGGACGCGGGUUCGUGCCCCGGUCCGGGAAGAUCCCACAUGCCGCGGAGCGGCUGGGCCCGUGAGCCAUGGCCGCUGAGCCUGCGCGUCUGGAGCCUGUGCUCCGCAACGGGAGAGGCCACAGCAGUGAGAGGCCCGCGUACCGCAAAAAAAAAAAAAAAAUUGUAUCAUUAAAAUAAAAAGCACCUUCAGACAGCUGCACCUUUCAUUUGUAUAAAGAAAGGAAAGUGAUAAUAGUGAAAACGUUCCUAGGAAAUAUUUCAAUCCAAAAAACAUCAUCUACAGAUCCGUUUGGGGGCUGGUAGCUAUCUAUGCCCCCCAAGAGGAAACUGGGAAGCUUUUAAACUGACCUUUACCCUUGACCACCCACGCCUUUCCUCCUGAAUGUCAUUUCCAUGAAUUUGUUUACUUUUGUGUCAAAUGUAUGAGCCACUGUCCUGGUCAGCCAGUGCUACCAUUUAUCUUACAUAUGUAAUCACACAGACCCAAUUUUGGCUCUAAGUUAACUUCCUAGUCUUCGAGUGUCUUGAAACUGACAACGUUGAUGUUUUCAGAGGUAGGUUUUUCUGAUUGAUACAGACUCUGCAUCAUGUUUAGCAGAUGAGGACAACAACUGGCCGAAAACAAGCCUUUGUAGAUAUACGCACCCGUUUUUUUUAAAAUUUUUUAUCAGCCCAGGUGUCGGUGGCGCAAUCUGUCUAACACCGAGUUCAUCACCUCCAACUAGGCAACAUGUCAGCGAGCAGGCCUGCCCUAACUCCCAUUGGGCACCACAGGCUUGCUGCCAUCGCUUAUUGACCAUGAAAACUUGGUUGUGGUUUCAAAUAAUAGGUUGAUUCCCUCCUUAUUCAGUACGUAAAUGUUUUCCUGCUAUAAAAAGAAGUGGGAUCUGAAUGUGUUUUAAGUGAUUUGCAUUGUUUGGGGAAAGGGAUUAGGAGCAAACACUCAAACAUUUUUUUCUAAGUAAAAUUCUUGAAAAGCUGAUGCAAAACAUUCUUUACAGCUGAAACGUUGGUCAUGUCCAAAUACCUGACAUUGUCCCUUGAAACAAACGCAGCGUGUCUGCUGCCGAAUCUGUUCAGUUUGUCAAGGAGGAGGAUGAUGCUUUCGAGACAGACCUGAAAAGAAGGUGAAUAUUUUGCACUUUUGAUACUCUUAGGAACAAAUAACUUAUUUGGCAAAUGGUGUCUUUUUUAUGUUGUUUUUGUUUUGUAUUGUGAACAGGCACUGAAGCUGAUGUUAUUUUGUUUUAAGAAUAUUACAGACUGGAAACAGAAAUAAACUAUUUUAAUGUGUGA